This is a messenger RNA of Octodon degus (degu), 3669 nucleotides long. It is a transcript of the gene Cog3, whose product is annotated as component of oligomeric golgi complex 3. Gene Ontology annotation, cellular component: COG complex; cis-Golgi network; membrane. The transcript has 23 exons. NCBI's taxonomy places the organism in Eukaryota, Metazoa, Chordata, Mammalia, Rodentia, Octodontidae. Gene Ontology annotation, biological process: Golgi organization; intra-Golgi vesicle-mediated transport; intracellular protein transport. The record is from RefSeq and is a predicted model, not a curated record. The coding region runs from base 709 to 3195 and encodes 828 amino acids.
UUAUACCUAUUUAGAUAUAUGUAUUCUGAAUUUUUUGCUUCCAUAAAUAAGGUUUUUUUUUGAGACCGACUCUCACAGUGUAGUUCAGGAUGGGCUUCAGCUCAUUAAGUACCCCAGGCUGGCCUCAAAUUCACGGCGAUCCCUCUGCCACAGUCUCUCAAAUUCUGGGAUGACAAGAGCGCCACCCACCGCCGGCUCCCUCCAUGGAUUAGUUUUCUAACAGGGAAAACUAAUGGAUGUUGGAAAACUUUGCGUUCAUAGUUUUGAGCUAAGCGGUGUCAACCGAGGACAGAGCGAUCACACCUUGCACCCAUAGUACUAGCAGUAAACGAAGAGGCAGUAGACCAGGGAGUUCCGCAAGGCCCCAAGGCCGAGAAGGUGCUAAUCACGUGACCCAAAGGUAUAAAUAAAGUUAUUCAUGUUGAGGAAGCGACUUCCGGUAGGGGCAUUCCCAUUUCCGCCUGAGAGAGUCGCGUCCACGCCCCUCUUUCCAGCGUGACGGGAAAUCUUUGCACCCGCUUACGCCACGUCAGUCCCGGUUCUGGCCCCGCCCAAACACUGGGUAAGUGCUUCCGGGGUCAGCGCACUCCGGCCCCACCCCUUCGCCCCGGCUCUGUGCUGGAAGCCCCAGUGCUGCCGGAAGUUGUCAGGGCUUCUCGGUCGGGGUCCCCUGCACCCGGCCGCUGUUGAGGCCCCACCGCGGCGGCGAUGGCGGAGGCGGCGCUGCUGCUGUUGCCCCAGGCGGCGGCCGAGCGGGACGCGCGCGAGAAGCUGGCUCUGUGGGAUCGGAGGCCUGACUCGACGGCGCCGCUGACCGACAGGCAGACGGACUCGGUGCUGGAGCUGAAGGCGGCGGCGGAGAACCUGCCAGUGCCGGCGGAGCUCCCAAUUGAAGACUCAUGCAGCUUAACUUCCCAGUCGCUGCCCAUUGACCUGACUUCGAUAGUGCCUGAAUCGACAGAAGACAUUCUCUUGAAGGGUUUCACUUCUUUAGGAAUGGAAGAAGAAAGAAUUGAGACUGCACAGCAGUUUUUUUCAUGGUUUGCAAAACUGCAAACUCAGAUGGACCAGGAUGAAGGAAUAAAAUAUAGACAGAUGAGGGAUUACUUGUCUGGGUUUCAGGAGCAGUGUGAUGCUAUAUUGAAUGAUGUAAACAGCGCUCUUCAGCAUCUGGAGUCAUUGCAGAAGCAGUAUCUUUUUGUGUCUAAUAAGACAGGAACCCUACAUGAAGCCUGCGAACAGCUCCUAAAAGAACAGUCGGAACUUGUUGAUCUGGCUGAAAAUAUUCAACAAAAGCUUUCUUAUUUUAAUGAAUUGGAAACUAUUACUACAAAAUUGAACUCUCCUACAUUGUCUGUGAAUAGUGAAGGAUUUAUACCGAUGCUGGCCAAGUUAGAUGACUGUAUAACCUAUAUUUCAUCUCAUCCUAAUUUUAAAGAUUAUCCUGUGUACUUACUGAAGUUUAAACAAUGUCUUUCUAAAGCAUUGCACCUCAUGAAGACAUAUACUGUGAACACACUACAGGCACUCACAAAUCAGUUACUUAAAAGGGACCCUUCAUCUGUGCCUAAUGCAGACAAUUCUUUCACACUAUUUUAUGUGAAGUUUCGAGCUGCUGCCCCCAAAGUCAGAACCCUUAUUGAACAAAUAGAAGAACGAUCUGAAAAGAUACCUGAAUAUCGGCAGCUGCUCAGUGAUAUCCAUCAAUGUUACCUUUUCCAACGGGAGCUCCUUUUGGGCCCUAGUAUUGCCUGUACUGUCACAGAGUUAACCAGUCAAAAUAAUAGAGACCAUUGUGCCUUGGUUCGCAGUGGCUGUGCCUUCAUGGUCCAUGUGUGCCAGGAUGAGCACCAACUUUAUAAUGAAUUUUUCACAAAGCUGACACCAAAAUUAGAUGAGCUUUUGGAGAAAUUGUGUAUGUCGUUGUAUGAUGUCUUCAGGCCAUUGAUCAUUCAUGUCAUUCACUUAGAGACACUAUCUGAACUUUGUGGCAUUCUUAAAAAUGAAGUGCUUGAAGAUCAUGUACAGAACAAUGCUGAACAACUAGGGGCAUUUGCAGCUGGAGCAAAGCAGAUGUUGGAAGACGUACAAGAGCGGCUUGUGUAUCGAACGCACAUCUAUAUUCAGACAGACAUCACAGGCUACAAACCGGCCCCCGGUGACCUGGCAUAUCCUGAUAAGUUAGUCAUGAUGGAGCAAAUUGCACAGAGCUUAAAAGAUGACCAGAAGAAGUUACCUUCAGAAGCUUCAUUUUCUGAUGUCCGGUUAGAAGAAGCAGAGUCUAGUAGUCUAACAAAAUCUGGUUCAACAGAAUCCCUUAAUCCUAGACCACAAACCACAAUUUCUCCAGCAGAUCUUCAUGGAAUGUGGUACCCUACAGUUCGAAGAACUCUUGUCUGUCUCUCCAAAUUAUACAGAUGCAUAGAUAGGGCCGUGUUCCAAGGAUUAUCACAGGAAGCAUUAUCAGCCUGCAUUCAGUCCUUACUUGGAGCAUCAGAGUCUAUCAGCAAAAACAAGACUCAGAUUGAUGGACAGCUUUUCUUAAUUAAGCACCUUUUGAUUCUUCGUGAACAAAUUGCUCCAUUUCACACUGAAUUCACCAUUAAGGAAAUUUCCCUGGACCUCAAGAAAACUAGAGAUGCAGCAUUUAAAAUCCUGAACCCCAUGACCGUUCCAAGAUUUUUUAGGCUGAAUAGCAACAAUGCCUUGAUAGAGUUCUUGUUGGAGGGUACUCCUGAGAUAAGAGAACAUUAUCUUGACUCUAAAAAAGAUGUAGACCGGCAUCUGAAAUCAGCCUGUGAGCAGUUUAUUCAGCAGCAGAGCAAGCUGUUUGUAGAGCAGCUGGAGGAGUUCAUGACAAAGGUUUCAGCGCUAAAAACAAUGGCCAGCCAGGGAGGCCCCAAGUAUACCCUCUCCCAGCAGCCUUGGGCACAACCAGCAAAGGUUAGUGACCUUGUGGCAGCAGCAUAUAAGACAAUGAAAACAAAGCUGCCCCUGACAUUGAGAAGCAUGUCGCUGUACCUGUCCAAUAAAGAUACAGAGUUCAUCUUAUUUAAACCUGUUAGGAAUAAUAUUCAGCAAGUUUUUCAGAAGCUUCAUGCUCUGUUAAAGGAAGAGUUCAGCCCUGAAGACAUCCAGAUCAUUGCUUGUCCUUCCAUGGAACAGGUAAACCUCCUGCUGUCUGUUCCUAAAUAAACAGGCUGGUCAGAAAGUUGGAAUGGGCUGAGAAGUCUUACGGCCUGCAGGACUCCUAGGACUCCCACCUAGGAUUGUCCCCAAGACCCCUGCCAGCGUGCUGCUCAGAGCUGCCCACAGGAGGAAGCAGAAGCAAAAUGUUGAAAAGACAAGUGUUUCCCUUUUGAAAACAUCAAAAUGCCAAAGAUGAAUGGAUAUGUAGUGAUCUCAUUUAAAUGGAUAUAAGAAAUAUAAGUUUUUAAGAGGUAGCCAGGAGGAGCUUGAAAUCAAAUGUUUGUGCAAUAAAAUAGGUUACAGUGAGUAGUGCUAAGAACUUUAUGGAAAUACAGCUGAGAAAGCUGCUAAAGGUAAGGUUUGCUAAUGCAUGAAACACAACACUUUUCACCACUGAGCAUUCCACAGUGACUAUGUAUAUAUGUAUUUUUUGUUUUUAAUUUCCAUAAACUUUGUUUUGAGAUAAGUUCUCACUUUGUA